Molecule: messenger RNA, 2291 nt
Organism: Drosophila erecta
Lineage: Eukaryota; Metazoa; Arthropoda; Insecta; Diptera; Drosophilidae
Gene: Tbh
Product: tyramine beta-hydroxylase
Exons: 8
Coding region: 273-2240 (655 amino acids)
Biological process (GO): dopamine catabolic process; norepinephrine biosynthetic process; octopamine biosynthetic process
Cellular component (GO): secretory granule membrane
Molecular function (GO): copper ion binding; dopamine beta-monooxygenase activity
Source: RefSeq, a predicted model, not a curated record
AUUCUGCGUUCGGCUGGCAUAGGACGCGCUCUUCACUUGCUCCUGCUCUCCGUCACGCGAUUUCCCUGCCGAAAGCGUAGAAACGCGCCAAAAAAAGCGCGCGCAAAAACAAAAAGCCAAGCUAACGGGACAAAAGUCGCGCGCGACUCGCCAGCAACACCCAUUGCGAAUGAGCUUCGAAGUGAUUGACCAUUAGUUAUUAGCGAUAAACUAUAACCGAGAACGCGAACAAUAAUCCCCAACCGAUCUGCCGGCCGUGCAAUCUGCUUAAAAUGCUAAAAAUGCCGCUGCAGCUGAGCAGUCAGGUUGGCAUUUGGCCAACCCGAUCCCGGCGACUCCACCACCAACUGGCUUAUCAUCGUCAGGACCAAGAGCAGCAGCAGAAACAAAAGCAAACUGGAGUGCACCAAGGACGUUCGCCGACAUUCAUGCCAGUGAUGCUGCUCCUCCUGAUGGCCACACUUCUCACGCGCCCACUGAGCGCCUUCUCCAACCGAUUAUCCGACACAAAGCUGCACGAGAUCUACCUGGACGACAAGGAGAUUAAGCUGAGCUGGAUGGUGGACUGGUACAAGCAGGAGGUGCUCUUCCACCUGCAGAAUGCUUUCAACGAGCAGCACCGCUGGUUCUAUCUGGGAUUCUCGAAGCGCGGCGGCUUGGCGGAUGCGGAUAUUUGCUUCUUCGAGAAUCAGAAUGGGUUCUUCAACGCGGUAACCGAUACGUACACCAGUCCGGAUGGGCGGUGGGUGAGGCGGGACUACCAGCAGGACUGCGAGGUCUUCAAGAUGGAUGAGUUCACGCUGGCCUUUAGGCGCAAGUUCGACACCUGCGACCCUUUGGAUCUGCGACUCCAUGAGGGCACUAUGUACGUGGUUUGGGCCCGUGGUGAAACGGAGCUGGCUCUGGAGGAUCACCAGUUCGCGCUGCCCAAUGUGACUGCUCCGCAUGAGGCGGGUGUUAAGAUGCUGCAGCUGCUCCGUGCCGACAAGAUACUGAUACCCGAGACCGAGCUGGAUCACAUGGAGAUCACCCUGCAGGAGGCGCCGAUUCCCAGCCAGGAGACCACCUACUGGUGUCACGUUCAGCGACUGGAGGGCAAUCUCCGGCGACGCCAUCACAUCGUCCAGUUCGAGCCGCUCAUCCGGACGCCGGGCAUCGUGCACCACAUGGAAGUGUUCCACUGCGAGGCCGGCGAGCACGAGGAGAUUCCCCUGUACAACGGCGACUGCGAACAGAUGCCGGUACGGGCCAAGAUCUGCUCGAAGGUAAUGGUCCUGUGGGCCAUGGGCGCCGGCACCUUUACCUAUCCUCCGGAAGCCGGUCUGCCAAUCGGCGGACCCGGCUUCAAUCCGUUCGUUCGACUGGAGGUACACUUCAAUAAUCCGGAGAAGCAGAGUGGCUUGGUGGACAACUCCGGCUUCCGCAUCAAGAUGUCAAAGACACUGCGUCAGUAUGACGCCGCCGUCAUGGAACUGGGUCUGGAGUACACCGACAAAAUGGCCAUUCCGCCUGGCCAAACCGCGUUCCCGCUAAGCGGCUACUGUGUGGCGGACUGCACUCGCGCCGCUCUUCCGGCCACGGGCAUCAUCAUCUUUGGCUCCCAACUGCACACCCAUCUACGUGGCGUCCGCGUCCUCACCCGCCACUUUCGCGGCGAGCAGGAGCUGCGCGAGGUGAAUCGCGAUGACUUCUACUCGAACCACUUCCAGGAGAUGCGCACCCUGCACUACAAGCCACGUGUCCUGCCCGGCGACGCUUUGGUGACCACUUGCUACUACAAUACCAAGGAUGACCAGACCGCCGCCCUCGGCGGCUUCUCCAUCAGCGACGAGAUGUGCGUCAACUACAUCCACUACUAUCCGGCCACCAAGCUGGAGGUCUGCAAGAGUUCCGUUUCCGAGGAGACGCUCGAGAACUACUUUAUUUACAUGAAGCGCACGGAGCAUCAGCACGGCGUGCAUCUGAAUGGAGCCAGGUCGUCCAAUUACCGGAGCAUCGAGUGGACCCAGCCGCGGAUCGAUCAGCUCUACACCAUGUACAUGCAGGAGCCGCUGAGCAUGCAGUGCAACAGGUCCGAUGGCACCCGCUUCGAGGGGCGGGACAGCUGGGAGGGCGUGGCAGCGACGCCCGUCCAAAUCCGUAUACCCAUUCACCGCAAACUGUGCCCCAACUACAAUCCGCUGUGGCUGAAGCCGUUGGAGAAGGGCGAGUGCGAUUUGCUGGGGGAGUGCAUCUAUUAGGCGCCGUACAUUAGGCAUUAGGCGAACGGGGGCGUGGCAUAGCACACACAC